Molecule: messenger RNA, 3174 nt
Organism: Entrophospora candida
Lineage: Eukaryota; Fungi; Glomeromycota; Glomeromycetes; Entrophosporales; Entrophosporaceae
Source: the annotation of a GenBank genome assembly
AUGGAGCAAACAAAUGCAAAAAGUUCUAUUGGUACUUUUUUAAUUGAGGGAAAAGAUAAAGAUGUUGCUAGUGCAAAAGAUAUUUUAACUGAUAAGUUUGACCUUAAAGACAGAAUCACUGUUCAAGUGCCUGCAUCAGCCCGUUCUUGUUUAUUAGGUACAGUCAUACAAUCGAUCGCCAAUUCAACUGGUGCAUCUAUCACUAUACCAUCACUUCCCAACAAUCCAAAAAAAGAAUCAGUAAAGUCUGAAUUGAAUGAGGGAAUGAUGGAUGUGAUAAUUUUUGGUGAGAUGUGGGCUGUUUGUAAAGCAGGAGUUGAAAUCCAAAACAUUGUAAAAUCCAUGAGUACAACAAAAAUAAUACACUAUAUUAGACAUAUUGAAAAUACGUUUUACCCAUUGAUUGCUGGUACACACAAUCAACGUAUAAAUAAGAUUAGUACUGAUACUGGUACAAAAAUUCAUGUACCUUUUUACAAUUUUGAUAACCUCAACACAUUUGCCAAUAUAAAAAAAAAUUAUAUUACCAUCACUGGUGAUGGAAAUUCAGUUAAGAUUGCAAGUAAAAUGAUUGAGGAUCUUUACGAAGAUUUGAAAAUGAAUACGUAUGCUCUCAAUGUUGACAUUCCAAAACGUCAACAUAGAUAUCUAAUUGGUCCAAAUGGUGCUAAUCUUAAUGAAAUACUUGAAACAACAGGUUGCGUACUAGAAUUACCACCAGCAACUGAUCAAUCAGUGAAAGUGGUGAUUUAUGGACCACAAAACCAAUUAGCGGGUGCCUUACAAACUGUAAUCGAAAAAGCAAACUCCAUGCAUGUUCAACAACUUGAUAUUACUGACUUUCAUCAGACAGAAAAUCUGAUGAAACAUUCUAUUAAUGUCUUGAAAUAUUUAUGGAAUAGAGGCAAGUUGAAGAAAAUUGAAUCGGAAACUGUACCUGAAGAUGUGGAAAAUGCUAGAAAAGAAGUCACUGAAAUAAUCAAAAAUUUGCCUCCUAGUUAUUUUGAUGUGGUAAUGAUUAGUCAAAAAUUUAAUCAGCAUGUAAUUGGUUGCAAAGAGCAAAAUUUACAACGAAUCAAAGAUGCUUAUGGUGUUGAAAUAAUAGUUCCUGAUGAGAAGGAAGCCAACCCUGGGAUAUUGAUAGUUUUUGAGGGUAGAAAAGAUUUUUCUGUUCAAACAUUAACAAAACAUCAUCAGCAUAUUAUUGAAAAUACUUUGAAUACAAUUAUUUAUAAUGACAGUAGUAAUGGUAGCGGUGGUGCAUAUCCACCUGUUUCAUUAAAAUCUGGAUCGUCUAAAUCAUCAGGUACAAGUGAUCAAUCAUCAAACACACAACAAAUUUCAGAUAAUUCUAUUAUAGUUAAAGGACCUGCUAAAGAGGUUGAAAGAAUAGUUGAAGAAAUUAAUGAAAAAGUAGAAGAUGUUAAACGUAUUGAGAAUACUAAACCAUUUACAGCAGAAUUUAAAAUUCUAGCAAUCUAUGCCUCAGAUAUUAUUUGUAAGGAAGAAAUAAAAUUUAUCUGUGAUAAUUAUAAUGUUACGAUAAAUAUAGAUAAUGGACAUUUUAAUGAGGGAAACAGUGGUAGUAAAGAAGACAAAUUUGUUGAUAUUAAAAUAGUCGGGAUGAAAGUUCAUGUUGAAGAGGCCAGGAAUCGAAUUCUAGGCAUAGUUAAUAAAUUAAAUAGAAAAAUUGUUGUUUGUGUGAUUAUUCCACCGCAGUAUCAUGCUUCACUGAGACCUAAAGUUAUUGGACAUCUAACAGUGAAACAUGGUGUACGUAUUCAAUUUCCAAAACAAAAUAAUCGUGCUAUCAUUACUACUAGUAUUGAUGAAAAAAGAUCUUAUCAAGUAUUAAUAACUGGUAAUAAAAUAGGAACUAGUGCGGCUAGAUUAGAAUUAUUAAACCUUUUUUAUUAUAUAAAAGAAUAUGAUGAUGUUCUCAGUUUCACUAUUCCGGCCAAAUACGUGCCACAUAUUGUUGGCAGGAAAUCAAGAAGAAUCAAAGAGAUCACUACUAGCACAUCUACAAAGAUUAAAAUUAACAGGCUAAAUCGGUGGUUUUUCAAAGUAACUGUGCAUGGUUAUAAAAUGGAUAAUAUCAAGGCCCAAAAUAAGAUUCUGGAGAUUAUUAAAGACAUUGAAGAACAAGCAGUAACCACUAUAAAUAUUAAUCCCAGGCAUCAUAAUUUUUUGUUUGAUAAUAUUAAUGAGAUUAUAGCAAAAGCUGGUGGACCAAAGAAUAGGAGUGUCCAAGCUGAAAUUGUCAGAUUUCCUGGUCGUGCCAGUGAUGUGGUCUUAAUUAAAGCAAAUAAAGAACUCGUGGAAAAAAUUAAAGAGGAAUUUGAAAUUUUAAUUAAAGAACAAGAAAAAAAUUUAAUAAUUGAUGCUAUUAAAGUUCCCAGAUAUGAACAUUCAGUUAUUAGAGGCAAGCGUGGAUGCCAACUUCAUAAAAUUGAAAAUAAGUUUAAUGUCGAGCUUCAUUUACCUGGUUCUUCACGUUUCUAUCAUUAUAUAAGAGUGCCACGGAAAAAAGGAAAAGGAGAGCUGACAGGUGAUGAUUUAAUAAAAAUAAUAGGAAAAGAAGUUGAAAACGUUGAAUUGGCCAAAGAAGAAAUAUUAUCAAUACUUCAAUAUGAAGAUGUGUUUAAAUUUCCAUGUAAAUUAUACAAUGUAAUUAAUGAUAAUGGAUCAACGUCAAGAAAAUUAACAAACAUGUACAAUGUACAAAUUAAACAUCAAACAAAUGAAAGGAAACAAAUUUCAACAAUUAUUAAUAAAAGACCAAUUUUUAAAAAAAAAUCUACCAAAGAAAAAGUUUCGAAAUUUAUUUCUUGGACGCUUAAAGGUGCAAGAGGACAAGUAGAACAAGCUAUAAAAUAUUUAAAUGAAUUAUUAGAACAAGCGGUUAAUGCAUGUACCGGAUAUUUAUCAAUUCCUCAAACAUAUCAUCGACAUAUCAUUGGAGGCGGAGGAUCAGUUAUUUCGUAUAUUAGAAGAGAGAGCCAAUGUGUGAUUAACAUGCCUGAAGUUAACAACGAUGAUACAAUUGUGAUCAUUGGCAGUAAAGAAAAUAUUGUGGUGGCUAAGGAUAUGAUAUUUGAAACAUUAAUUAACUGGAGAAAAGAACAGAAUAAAAACAAUCGAAAAUACAACUCUAAACAUUUUGAGUGCUAA